Aspergillus affinis is the source of this 8553-nucleotide messenger RNA. RefSeq names its product lovastatin diketide synthase LovF. The coding region runs from base 1 to 8553 and encodes 2850 amino acids. The record is from RefSeq and is a predicted model, not a curated record. The transcript is spliced from 7 exons. NCBI's taxonomy places the organism in Eukaryota, Fungi, Ascomycota, Eurotiomycetes, Eurotiales, Aspergillaceae. Gene Ontology annotation, biological process: secondary metabolite biosynthetic process; fatty acid biosynthetic process. Gene Ontology annotation, molecular function: fatty acid synthase activity; oxidoreductase activity.
AUGGCUGGUCUUGAUCCAACCAUAUCGCCAGCAGGCUUUCUAUCAUACUAUAAAGAUGACCAUGACCAUGUAGUACACCUCGAGAAUGACAAGAAUUGCGAGCCAGUCCCAUUCCCGAUCGCUAUUGUUGGUAUGUCAAUGAGGCUCCCCGGUGGCGUCAACUGUGAAAAAGAGCUUUGGGAUUUGUUGAUCAACAAGCGAGAUGGCCGUUGCACGGUUCCUGAGGACCGCUACAACAUUGGGGCUUUCUACGAUGAAAGCCGCCCUGGUGCAAUUCGGACCCAACACGGUUAUUUCCUUCAACAAGACAUAUCACACGUUGAUGCUGCAUUCUUCGGCAUGAGCAAGAUCGAAGCCGCGAAACUUGACCCACAACAACGAAUACUGCUUGAGGUUGUAUGGGAAUGCAUGGAAAAUGCAGGUCAGAUACCUGCCGAGUGCCGAGGGAAGAACAUUGGAUGUUACGUCGGAGUGUUUGGAGAGGAUUGGCUAGAUCUUAUGAGCAAGGAUACACUGGCCAUCGACCGUUAUAGAGUAGUCAGCGCAGCUGAUUUCGCUCUUUCAAACCGAAUAUCUUAUGAGUUUGAUCUACGGGGCCCUAGCAUCACAUUUCGAACUGGUUGUUCCUCGGCGCUGGUGGGUCUUCACGAUGCCUGUCAGGCGUUGUAUGCAGGCGAAUGUUCCUCGGCGCUGGUGGCUGGUACGAAUCUAAUCAUUACCCCAACAACAACUACCGCUAUGUCAGAGACUACGACACUCUCCCCAAGCGGCGUUUCCAAAACCUUCGAUGCUGCAGCAGACGGUUAUGGGAGAGGCGAAGCCGUAAAUGCAAUCUAUAUUAAGCCCUUAGACGCUUGCCUUAGAGAUGGGGACCCGGUUCGUGCUGUGAUCCGGUCUACAGCUGUCAACUGCGAUGGCAAAACACCGACCAUCACAACUCCGAGUUCCCAGGCACAGGAAACGCUCAUUAGAAGGGCUUAUCAGAAAGCACGAAUUGCUGAUCUGGCUAAAACGGCAUUUUUUGAAUGUCACGGAACCGGAACGAUUGUGGGGGAUACUGCGGAAACAUCUGUUAUUGCUAAGGUGUUUGGUAAAGAUGGCAUACACAUUGGAGCGGUGAAACCAAACUUGGGCCAUUCAGAAGGUGCAUCGGGAAUUACCGGUGUCAUUAAAAGUGUCCUGGCACUUGAGCACCAGACCAUUCCUCCAAACAUACAUUUCAAGGACCCGAAUCCCAACAUUCCUUUCAAAGAAGCGAAGUUGCAGGUUCCUGUCGAUACGACGCCGUGGCCGGCCGAUAAAUGUGAAAGAAUCAGCGUCAAUUCGUUCGGUAUUGGAGGCACCAAUGCUCAUCUUGUUUUGGAUUCUACAUAUUCUGUGUGUGGAGAGUCUAUGCAUAGGGCUGUUUCCGGCAAUGGGACAGGUCCUCACCUUUUACUUGCCUCUGCGAAGUCGACAACUUCGCUUGAUAGCAGUAUCAAAUCAAUCAACAGUUACCUUGAAGCUACUCCAUCUGCAGUGGCUGACAUGUCAUACACCCUGGCAUUUAAACGGGAGCACAUGCAACACCGAGCGUUCGCAAUAGCCGAGAAAGACGGCUCAAUUUCGACGUUCGAAAAAGCUCGCGCUGUCUCCGCACAGAUUUGCUUUGUAUUUACCGGGCAGGGAGCACAAUGGCCAGGCAUGGAGGAGCUCUUGAACACCAACGACGUGGAUCGAUUUCAGAAGGUGAGAUUCUCUCAGCCUCUCUGUACUGCUAUCCAACUUGGCCUUGUGGAUUUCCUUCAUGACCUUGGGGUCCGGCCAUCCGUCGCCUUGGGCCACUCGAGUGGAGAAAUUGCCGCGGCUUAUGCUUCCGGCGCUAUCACUGCCGCAACUGCUAUCAAGAUCGCGCAUUUCCGUGGCCUGGUUAUGGAUUCGACAAAAUCAAAUGGCGCCAUGGCAGCAAUCGGCCUUGGACGUACCGAAGUGGAGCAAUAUCUGAGGGAUGGUGUCGUUGUGGCGUGUGAAAACAGCCCUCAAAGCGUGACCAUCUCUGGAAACAAGGAAGCAAUAGAUGAUGUGUUGAAAGAAAUAGAUGCAAAGGGUGAGAUAUUCUGUCGACGUCUUGCAGUUAAUGUUGCAUACCAUUCACACCAUAUGGAGGAGACGGGUGGAUUUUUCGAAUCUCUGCUUUCGGAUAUUUCUUUUAAUAAGUCCAUGACCCCACUGGUGUCCACCGUCACCAACGAAACGAUUUCUGACCCCUGUCUUCUGAACCCUUCAUACUGGAGGAAGAACGUGGAGUCCCCAGUCCUAUUUAACACUGCUCUUCAGAAGAUACUCUGCGGUAAUGAGCAGAAAAAGGUACUUCUUGAGAUAGGGCCGCAUUCGGCUCUCUCUGGUCCUUUGCGGCAAAUAAUUUCUCAUGCCGACGCGGGAGGGAAAUGUUCAUACACACCAACCUUUGUUCGGGGCAAAGACCAAUGGGGGUGUUUAUUGGCCACGGCGGGCCAGUUACACACCCAGGGCACUGAUGUCAAUCUAUCGCGUCUGAUUUGUCAGGGCACGACGUUGACAGACCUUGCCCCUUACUCCUGGGACCAUAAUGAAUCGUUUUGGAACGAGUCCCGUCUGACAAAGGGCUGGAGACUUCGACAGGCUCCCCAUCAUGAGCUAUUGGGAAGUCGAGCUCUUGAAUCCAGCGACUUGGAACCCGUAUGGCGGAACAUGCUGCAGUUGGAAAAUGUAACAUGGAUCAUGGAACAUAAGAUCGGGGGAGAAAUCGUCUUCCCAGCGGCUGGAUAUGUGGCCAUGGUAGGAGAGGCUAUCCAGCAGAUCUCCGGGACGCCCGAAUAUUCAGUGAAAAAUGUGUUUAUGCGAAAUGCAUUAGUACUGAAAGAAACAAAUACAGAAGCCGCCGAGAUCAUAACGAGCCUUCGACCAACAAAACUCACGGAUCAUCUGGAUUCGCAAUGGUACGACUUCUCAAUCACUGCGCAUCAGGACGGGGUGUGGAAGAAACAUUGUGUUGGACAAAUUCGAGCAGAACCAGAUGGACUCGAUUGCGGGGAAGGUCCAAUUGUUUCCUAUACACGCAAAGUACCGGCCAAGGAAUGGUAUGAGGCAUUGGAAAACAGAGGUCUUGAGUACGGUCCUCGAUUUCGCGGGCUGCGUGAUAUUACUGCGAGCCCGACGAGUACCGAGGCCGCGGCAAUUUUACAUGAUGCGAGCGAGCUGAAAGCUAGCCGCUAUUCCCUCCACCCAGUUUUGAUAGACCAAUGCCUCCAACUGUUAAGUGUAGCAGGUGCUCAAGGAAUUAAACGUUCCAUGACGCAGUUAUGCAUACCUACCGCGAUCGAGAGUCUGUAUAUCGCUACUGGACGGGAAUCAAUGUCUUUGAAAGCGAGAUGUGAUGCAGCUGGAAGCACGAUGACUGGCGAUACCUUGUUGAUUGCGGAUGAGAAGCCUGUGCUUUCUCUGAAGCGAUGUUUCUUCUUCGGCAUCAGUGAAUCGGCGCUCAAUGAUGAGAAUGGGCCGUCUGCCGCAACAUUAAUCUGGAAACCUCAUAUCGAUUUUAUUCAACCUGAGACGCUACUUCCACCUAUUCCAGACGACACGAAUGGCGGAAAGCUGGGUUCAGAAAUGACAAAACUUUUGAUACUGGAAACUUAUCACCAGACAAAAUCAUCCUGUCCAACAAAGGAACAUUUGAAAAAGUACCAUAAGUGGUUGUCCUCGCAAUACGAGAAGAUAAAAGAUGAUGAUCCUGGUCUUCUUCCUGAAAUGAGGGAUAAGUCUGCCUCCGACCCCCAAAGCCGUCUGCCACGGAUCCAAGAGCUGGAGAAAACCAUCAAAGACCCUUUGGCGAAGAGUUUAAAUACUGCGGCCCAGGAGGUUCUGUCGAAUAUCCAAGAUAUCCUCGAUGACAAAAUAAGUGCCCUGGAGGUAAUUAUGGAAAGCGAUGCUGUCCGAUUCAUGUACGAAGAGUCGUCUCGGCUAUGCCACCCGGAAAACUUCUUGUCCCUGCUCAGCCAUUCACGACCUACUCUCAAAGUGUUGGAAGUUGGCGCAGGAACUGGUGGAGCCACUGCGGUUGCUCUCGAUGCCUUGUUCUCUACAACAACUCAUAAGAGCCGCAUGUACUCGAGCUACACUUCUACUGACAUAUCAGCGGGUUUUUUCUCUCAGGCAAAAGAGCGCUUUAAGGACUUCCCGGGGCUUGGUUACGAGACGCUCGAUAUAUCUGCGGACCCUGAAGAGCAAGGGUUUGCCGCGGAAGACUACGACUUAAUCAUUGCCUCUAAUGUCGUUCAUGCUACUCCAAGGAUCUUGGAGACACUCAAAAAUCUUCGUAAGCUUUUGGUUCCAGGGGGUCGGUUGUUCCUCACAGAGCUUUGUCCCACUGUCCCAGCUUUGAACUACAUCAUGGGUACUCUUCCUGGUUGGUGGAGCUCGGAGGACUCAAGGGAAAUACCAAUGAUAUCUGUCGCGCAAUGGCACCAAUGCCUUCUAGAUGCUGGAUUCACAGGCGUUGACAUUGUCCGAUAUGAUCGCGAGCCACCUUACAAUAUGAAUGCCUAUAUGAUCUCGCAGCGGCAAAGGACCACGAGACCACUUGUCAGAGAUAUCAGCUUCCUUCACAGCGGCACAGUCUCCAGGUGGGCGCGCGAUCUCGAACAGGCAUUCUUAGCCAAGGGAGUCAAUGUUCAAUGGUAUACCCUGGACGAACUACCUUCUUCAAUCAAUGACGUUAUAUCAUUGAUUGAACUUGAUUCCCCGUUCUUCAACUGUCUUUCAAAUCAAGAAUUCCAGGCCUUCCAAAAUUUCGUUUCACGUGUCAAAGAGUACUGUCUCUGGCUGAUUCGCCCAGUCCAGCUCGAUGAACAAGAUCCAGAUCCUAGGUUUGCCCUGACACUCGGACUGAUGCGAACAGUACGGAAAGAAUUUGCGGCAAGAUUUGCAACCCUUGAACUGGACCAAAAGGACACCAGUGCGACAGAAAACGUCUAUCAAGUAUUCCAAAAGACUUUCAGUCACAGACAUGAGUCACCGGCGGACAACGACCACGAAUUUGUUAUCAAAGAUGGGACAGUCCAGGUGGGCCGGUUCCAAUACGAUUAUUUCCAGGAUCUCAUGGCCAGGGGCCAGGGACUUGAACCGAGGUCUUUGGAUAUUGGGUGCUUUGGCAUGUUUGACUCUCUGACUUGGGCCUUGGAAGGACGAUCCAAACCCCUUGGUGAGCACGACGUUGAAGUGGACAUUUGCUUUGUCGGAUUAAAUUUCAGGGACAUAAUGAUAUCGAUGGGCCUGAUGGGAGACACCAGCCAGAUUGGCCUUGAAGCUGCCGGUAUCGUUCGAAAUGUGGGAUCAGAAGUGAAAACCAUCCAGGUUGGAGACCGAGUUUCCAUCCUGAGGAAAGGUCUUAUGGGUACUCGGAAGAUAAUUCCUGCGAGUUUUUGCUUCGUGAUUCCUGAUUAUAUGUCUCUCAAGGAUGCAGCAGCGUGCCCUUGUGUUUUCUCUACCGCUAUCUAUUCCUUGAUCAACUGCGGAAAUCUGCAGAAAGGACAAAAGAUUCUCAUCCACAGCGCCUGCGGCGGCGUUGGCUUGGCUGCGAUUCAGCUAUGCCAGGCAAUUGGGGCCGAGAUAUUCGCCACGGUUGGAAGCCAGGAGAAGAGAAACCAUCUCGUGGAAACCUUCAAUAUUGCCGAAGACCACAUCUUCGACUCGAGAAGCAUUAGCUUCGAAAAGAAUGUCAUGAACAUGACCGGUAAUAGGGGUGUUGACUUGGUUUUAAAUUCUCUUUCCGGAGAACUGCUGCAUGCAUCGUGGAGAUGUGUUGCUCCUAUGGGUAAGAUGAUUGAACUGGGUAAACGCGAUUUUCUCGGGCACGGCAAACUGGAUAUGGACAUUUUUGGUGCGAAUCGGACCUUCGUGGGUGUGGAUCUUCUUCAACGCGGCGAGCAGAACCCGUCACUCAUGCGAAACACAAUGGAACAAUUCAAACAGUAUUUGGAUGAGGAGAAACUCAGUCCUAUCCGGCCUGUUAAUGUGUUUAACGCGUCUGAUGUGGCUAAAGCAUUUAGACACAUGCAAGCUGGCAAGCACAUUGGCAAAAUUGUGCUUGAAAUGCCUCGUGACCCAUCCGAACUUUCGGUGUCCAAGUUGCAAGGAAAAGGUGCACUAUUCCGUCAUGACGCUUCAUACUUGUUGGUGGGUGGUUUGGGAGGACUCGGGCGUGCUGUGGCCAGAUGGAUGUUGGAGAAAGGUGCCCGGCAUUUGGUCUUCAUGUCAAGGUCCGGUCUGGAAUCAUCUAAGAAUCGAGAAUUCAUCCAAGAUUUGGAGUCUCAGGCGGAGUGUCACACCACGACAGUCACUGGGGACGUGUCAAAUGCUAACGACGUUGCACGAGCGGUGUCUGGCGCGACACGACCACUGGCAGGAGUCCUGCAACUUUCCAUGGUACUUCAUGAUCAAACUCUGGACAAGAUGACGUAUGAGGAGUGGAUAGAAGUCCUUGCUCCUAAAGUCCAAGGUACUUGGAAUUUACAUCACGCAGUCGAGAAACAGCCACUCGACUUCUUUAUCUUGUUCAGUUCAGUCUCCGGUAUUGCCGGAAAUAGCGGACAAGCUAAUUACGCAGCUGCCAAUACCUUCCUGGACGCCUUUGUGACGUACCGUCACUCAAAGGGAUUACCAGCUAGCGUGCUCGACCUUGGCUUUAUGGGUGAUGUUGGCUUCGUCUACGAGAACUUCAGCAGGAUGUUGGACCGAGCACGCAUGACAUCUUGGGAGAUUCUCCAGGAGGGUGAUCUUCUUAGAGCUCUCGAAAUUCUGAUAAUCCAGGGCACGCCCCAGCUUGCCAUAGGUAUGGGGACUACUAAACCCCCGUCGGAGAUUGAGAAGGGUGGCACGAUGGGACAGGACGCUCGCUUUCUUGCAUGGCACAAUAUGCUGGUAGGCACUGGUGGAGAGGAUACAAGUCAAGAUAACGAGCUGAAAGCCUUGGUGGCCUCAAUCAAGCGUGAUCCAGCUCUUCUUUACGAUCCAGCCACUGAGGUCAAAAUUACGUACGAGAUCGGUCGCAUGGUUGCCACAAACAUGUCAUAUCCUACCGAAAUGACAGAGGAGGAACUUGUUGAAAUUACAAUCGAUUCGUUAAUGACCAUCGAGAUACGCAGCUGGUUCCGGCGCAAUGUCGGCAUUGAGGUGUCAAUCGCAGAGAUUUCCAAUGCAAGAAACGUCAAAGGGCUCGGCGCGAUCACGAUGAAGAUUCUUCGCGAAAGGCACAAUGCUAGAGAGCUUGAAAAUGUGAAAGGGGCCAUCGUGGGUGCAGAAACAAACCAGGUCGAUGAGGUUGCGCUUUUUAGGGAAGAUUUGGAGCUGGCUAAGAAUCUGCAGCCAAUAUCAGCCCCUGUUCCGUGCUGGCAUUCCGAAUCCGAAGGUCGAGUAUUCCUGACUGAAGCAACCGGAUUUUUGGCUGCCUUUUUCCUUUCACACUUAGCCAGCCUUCCACAGGUGAAAGAAAUUGCCUGCUUGGUGCGGGCACCAGAUGCCUCUACAGGCAUGUCACGAAUGAAAGAAACCCUGGAGCAUUACGGACUUCCUCUAGAUUUCGAGUCCAAGAUUAUUGUGGUUCCGGGUGAUGUCGCCGAUCCUACAUUCAAGCUCGGACAGGACAAGUUUGAAUACUUUGCUGAGUGGGCCAGCGUCAUCUUCCAUCUUACAGCCCGUUCCACCUACACGCUUCCGUACUCGAGCCAUCGCGACGCCAAUGUUCUUGGGAUGUUCAACAUGCUCCGAUUUGCUAAUACGAAGCGCCUCAAGCCACUCCACUAUUCUUCUAGCAUUUCAGCUUGCGGGGCAUCCGUAUACCUCGAUGGGGGGAGGCUUGUUCCCGAAAACGAGAGACCGGCUCUUGAUAACAUGGAAUCAUUCAUGAAACAGCACGUUGGCUACAGCCAGAGUAAGGUCGUGGCCGAAAGCAUUGCCUGGAACGCCAUUGAAAAUGGUAUGCCAGUGACCAUAUAUCGACUGCCUCUUAUAACCGGCCAUAGCAAGACGGGGACUGCGAAUGUAGAGGAUGCUUUCAGUCGAUUGAUGGCCAGCUCUAUCCGUAUCGGAUGUUAUCCGAUUGCCCCGGACGCCCGGUGCCAAUUGGCUCCUGUGGACUUUGCCUGCUCAGCGAUGCUGCGAAUCUCACUGGGCAGCGACCGAAGCCAUGCUUAUAAUUGUGUUUUGCCUGACCAGGAUCAGACUCUGACAUGGGAUGAGACACUCGAGAUGGUGGGCCAGUCCACUUCGCCGCCCUUAAAACGCGUGCCGCCUUCGGAGUGGACCAACAUUUUUGCAAUGCAUGCGGCACAAAAUCUCAAAGUCGCGUCUUCAUAUAUUCAGGAAAAACUUCAGGAAGCUUUGGUCUUCUGGCAGACGGAUAAUGUUGAGAAGACCAUGUUUGAGAACACAAAUUGUCGACGGGCCUUGGCCGAUUCCCCGGAGAUCUUGGAGCUACCGUCCAUGCCCGAGCUCUUGCGGGUUUACUUCACAGUGUGGUCCAAACUAGCGGAACAGUAG